Molecule: messenger RNA, 3408 nt
Organism: Cydia pomonella (codling moth)
Lineage: Eukaryota; Metazoa; Arthropoda; Insecta; Lepidoptera; Tortricidae
Exons: 7
Coding region: 1-1050 (349 amino acids)
Source: RefSeq, a predicted model, not a curated record
AUGGAAGCGUUGGAAAGGAGAGGGAAAGUGUUGGCGAUCGCUGCCAUAUUAUUCAUCGUGUUUUGGUCACAGUGUAAAAGCGUGGAAGGGUACAACACAACGAAGAAAGUGUACACGUGCCCGGCGCAGUUCAUCCGGCUCGGGCACAGCUGCUACUACUUCAGCGAGACCAAGGCAACGUGGCAGAACGCGCUCUUUGCCUGCAAGGAUCGUGAAAGCAAUCUAACAGUGCCAGCCCGGUGGGAGGACCGCAACUUAAGAAACUACCUCAAUAAACCAGGCAUUGAGAAAGUUAGUCGUUGGAUUGGCGGGAUCUAUGACUAUGCCGCGCGCGCUUGGAAGUGGGGCGGCGAGCUACGCCCCAUGCGGUACCAGUCCUUCUCCAAGAUGAAGAAACGCAAGCCAGAGGAGCUGCAAUGGAACUGCAUCGCCAUGGAGCCUGAGCUCCUCUACAGAUGGGCACCCGAAAGCUGCUACGAAAGCCGGCAGUACAUCUGCAAAACUAAACUGAAGUACCACCGGCAACGCAACCCAAUCAGCCGCGAACGAAACGACCCAAGGAGCAACGACGUAGUGACCGCCAACCCGUCGCUGAACCCGCUCAAGUCAUACGACCUGCGUCCGAGUGCGCUCCGGGCUAUGCCGAAGCCACGACGAAACAAGCGAGGACCGCUCCGGCCGAGUAGGAAGCUCACCCGACCUUUCCCUGGAUAUCAAUGGAACCGCCGUGACCCUGAGGGCUCGUUCCAACGAAACGCCGAGCUUCUGACUUCUGGCCGCACCGGUCUCAGCCCUCAACAAGUCAACGCUCACUUAGCGCGGCUGAAACAUUUACGAGACAAGCAGCUUAAGAAAAAGAAAAUACGUAACCGAGAUGAAUGGCUAGUCAACGAACCCAAACAAAACAUGGCACACACACACGCGAGGACGUACACUGUGGAUAAUAAUAUCAGCGCGUUGCAUCCAAAGACAAUAGUCGAAGAGUUCGAUAUGAUGCCGCCACCAUCGCCCAUCGAAGUACGACCAGCACGCCAAAUAAAUUACGAUUAAUUCCAUCUCGGCAUUUUUACAUGCGUUUAAUUUAGAAUGUGAAUUCUCUUUGAAAUAAUUUAAUGACUAUUUAGGUUACUUUGAGACAUGAACUGAGUGAGAGUUUAUUUUUGAAAGGCCUGUUUUAUUUUAAAAGUUCCUUGCAAGUGCACUCUUCUUAUCGCCACUUGGGACUCCGUAGUUCGGAUCUGCUAUGUACUCAGUAAGUGUUUAUAAUAAGCAGAACAUAUUAGCUUAUUUAUUUGCGUUUGUAAUGUGAUCACGUAGUCAUAGAAAUGUGUACACUUUUUGUGUUCUUCUUCUCUUGUCGUAGAGUAGACAGAACGUGACGAUUAUUCUUCAAAGAAAUAAUGAGACAUAGACUAUGCUCUAGCCAGCCACCACUUGACAUUCGUGGCUUCCUCGGAGCAUUCCACUUUUUUUAAUGCGAAAACAGAUACCUAUCCUUGUAGUAAGGAAAGGGUCAAUGAUUUCACCUACUUUGCCGCUGAUAGGGUUGGCUGGCCCAACUUUAGCUUUUUAGCUAGUCAUAGCUGGUAAAUCACAUCGACCAACAUAUAUAGAAUGUUUCAUUCGCGAAGGCGCGUGCUUCGGCUCGAAUUAUCACCCUGUUAAAGGUUAGAUUUAACAAAUUUGCGCAUCAUCGUGAAUGACACGAUCUAAUACCAUGUCUUGUGUCUCUACCAUCAGUGUCACCGAUUAAUCAUUAAGUCAUCUAUAAACCAUCUCAUUUCGAGUAUUAACUUUAUCGCUAACGUCAUGUUUCAAUUUAGGUUAAGAUAGCUUAGAUAAUCAAUAUGACACACAAACGCGACCAAAAGUAUAGUUUUGUUUUUUUAAAUAUCCUCUUAAAAAUGAAUACCACAGACUAAAACAGGCACAGUAAAUCAGAGCCAUGUUUCAAAACGUAAUAAGAAAAUGUUAAUGUCAUUUCCUUUUUAGAUUUAGGGACUAAAAUUAACUAUAUUUUUGUAUUUAUAAACAACUAGUCAGUAAGUAUGUUUAUUUUAAUGAUUUCUACAUUGUAAGUACAUUAUUAUGUCAUUAUGUUUGUUUACAAACCUGUGUAUUAAACCUACAUUCGUGUAAAAUAAAAAUAACUCUCAUUAUAUUCCACAAUAUCUUUGUCUGAUUAAUUUCUAUAUAAGUAUGUUAUUUAUAUAUCUAAUUUAUGUUAGACUUAUGUAAACUAGCAUAAAGUUACCUCUAUAACCUAAAAAGUAUUCAUUAGUUUUAAAAAACUGUGUCGUACUUUACAUUGGCAUUUCAAAUUUUCUUAGAUUUUAAAUAUUUAGGGACACUAUUAUAAUUAUAAAUCUUCGGAACAACAUUCACAGAAUCAUUUAUAUAUUAUUUUUGACGUUUCAUUAUGCGUAAAGUGACAGAUGUUUUACGCUAAAGAGGAUAUGCCACGGCCGCUUGUCCAUAUAAACGUAGUCCCCAUUUUCCUCUCUGGAUAUUGACAUUAUGGAAAAUAUUUUAACAUAUUUUGAAGUAUAUUAACCAUACCUAUGCCCCUAUGUUUGACAUUUUUCGAAUUUUUUAUUUGUGUAAAAAUUAGGAGCGAAAAACAGAUUUCAUACAAAUUUUUAAAUGCUCCUAAAAUUUAUAAUUACUAGAGAUUUAAAUGAAAUCAAACAUAGGAGCAUAGCCGUGGUUGUUAUACAACAAACUAUGUCCAAAUAUUUUAAUAAUGUUAAUCCAGAGAAGAAAAUGAGGACUACGUUUGUAUGGAAAGGCGGUUUCAUGGCGGCCACGGCCUAUCCUCUUAAAGUGAACCGUCAAUGUAAACAUCAUCAUUUGUCAACUUUAGCGAUAUCCAUAUCUGGGGGCACGGCAGUGCCCCCACCAAGUCGAGCAAAAAAGCACGGCCGUACCAUCCUUUUCUCGAUAUAUAUUACGCUUAUAUAUUUGCCCGAUAAACAUACUUUCUAACUACAUAGAAGUAAGUACUGUUUGUUGGGUACUAACUGCAUCUAGUGCACCUACUACUUAUUGUGUAAUAAAAAAACUCCUAAGUACCUACUUUUAGUAAGUAGAUAUUUAAAAAUCAAAGUAAAAUAUGGAACAUGAAAAGGAAGUUGUUUUUGUUAUGCCCAUAAAUAUAGAAUUAUCGUCAUAAUUGUAAUUUAUAAUAUAAUUAAAUGAAAUCACAGUAGUCUUGGUCUAGACUGUAGUCAUGGUUAGUGCCAAUAGUUAAAAUCCUCGCAUUUAUGUUAAGGAUAUUGUAUGUCUUCGUCGUCUACUUCUAACAAUAUAUUUAUUUAUAAACCCAUCGGAAAAACGAAACCAAUAUCGUUUAUUUUUACAACAAAAUAAAUGAAGUAAUUUACUAAUUAAUUUACUUCCUUAUAUGUA